AUGAGAAACCAUUCAGAAAUAACAGAGUUUAUCCUUUUGGGGUUGUCUGAUGACCCGAAGCUCCAGGCUGUCAUCUUUGUGUUUCUAUUUAUCACCUACAUGCUCAGCAUCACUGGGAACCUGACCAUUAUCACACUUACCCUGCUGGAUCCCCACCUCCAGACUCCCAUGUAUUUCUUCCUGAGGAAUUUCUCCUUAGUAGAAGUUUCAUUUACAACUGUCAGCAUUCCCAGGUUUCUGGGCACCAUAGUUUCAGGAGAUAAAACCAUUUCCUUUAAUGAUUGUAUAGCUCAAUUAUUUUUUCUCAUUCUGCUGGGAGUCACAGAAUUUUAUCUUCUGGCUGCCAUGUCCUAUGAUCGUUAUAUUGCCAUCUGCAAGCCUCUGCAUUACAUGACCAUCAUGAAUCUAAAAGUCUGCACAACACUUGUCUUUGCUUCCUGGCUGAUUUCAUUCUUGAUCAUCUUCCCUGCUCUCAUGUUGCUCUUAAAACUUGAUUACUGUAGAUCCAAUAUUAUAGACCAUUUUACUUGUGAUUAUUCUCCCCUCCUACAGCUUUCUUGUUCAGACACAAAAUUCCUAGAGACAAUGGGAUUUUCUUGUGCUGUGUUUACGCUCAUGUUCACUUUGACAUUAAUAUUCUUAUCCUAUAUAUAUAUAUUCAGAACAAUUUUGAAGUUUCCUUCUACUUCUCAGAGGGCAAAGGCCUUCUCUACGUGCUCAUCACAUAUGAUUGUCAUUUCCAUCUCAUAUGGCAGCUGCAUUUUUAUGUACAUUAAACCUUCCGCAAGAGAAAGGGUAUCUUUAAGCAAGGGAGUUGCUGUGUUAAACACGUCUGUAGCACCCAUGCUUAACCCCUUUAUUUAUAGCCUGCGAAAUCAGCAAGUCAAGCAAGCCUUUGUGAACAUUGUGAGGAAGACUGUAUUUUUCUCAAGUGCAUAA
Messenger RNA from Cavia porcellus (domestic guinea pig), 939 nucleotides. RefSeq names its product olfactory receptor 6C1. The transcript has a single exon. The record is from RefSeq and is a predicted model, not a curated record. Gene Ontology annotation, molecular function: G protein-coupled receptor activity; olfactory receptor activity. Gene Ontology annotation, cellular component: membrane. Gene Ontology annotation, biological process: G protein-coupled receptor signaling pathway. Lineage: Eukaryota; Metazoa; Chordata; Mammalia; Rodentia; Caviidae. The coding region runs from base 1 to 939 and encodes 312 amino acids.